UAUUCAGUCAAACAAGCAGAAGAUAAACAUCUUGCUCCGGGUGCGAUAUCUGGCUGCACUCAGGUGGGCAAGUCGUGACGACAUCAAACCCCUCCCCUUCAUCAUGACUCAGGCAUAGGACAGCUCUCUUCCUUACAUCCCAUCAUACCUGAGGUGUCAGACACGCUGGUUGUCAGGUGUUAAGCCAAUGGUACUAUCAUGGCUGAAGAAGGCUACUUUCUCCUCUGUUGUUGUGUCAACAUCAGUUAAAUGUAGCGAAGGUCGACACCCGUCCUGAACAGGUCAAAACAAGACACACAGCCGAACCAUGGUUUACCUGAUUUACCACAAGUUGAUGAUGUCACGUCUUUUUUUCAGUGCACACGGUGGGACAAUUUGUCCCAGGAUGAGGAGAGGUAUUAGGAUGACACUGUUUUUGCUGCUGUCAGCAGCUGUAGAGUCCAACAGCAUGUCUCCACCGGGGAAACCAGUCCUGCUUGGCUGCAGGUCCCCUGAGAAGGAGACGUUUACCUGCUGGUGGGAGCCAGGCUCCGAUGGAGGGCUGCCCACCACAUACCACCUGUACUAUGAGAGAGAAAGAUUGGAGGGAACGUACGAGUGUCCCGACUACCGGUCGGCAGGGAGGAACUCCUGUUUCUUUGACAAGAACCACACCUCCAUCUGGGUCGACUACUACAUGACAGUGAUGGCCACCAAUGCUCUCGGUAAAGCCACUUCCGACCCCUUUAAGAUGGAUGUGAUGGAAAUAGUGAAGCCCGAUGCUCCUGAAAAUCUAACGCUGCUGGUGGAGAAGAGUGAGUACAGUCCAUAUCUCCAUGCCAGAUGGGAGCCUCCCUCUAACACAGACACCAAGUCUGGCUGGGUUACCAUUAAAUAUGAACUAAGAGUCCAACAAGAAAACGGCAUCAAGUGGAAGGAGUACAUGUCAGGUACACAAACGCAUUUCAGCCUACACAAUGUCAGUCCUGGGGUGUUGUACACGGUGCAGGUGCGCUGCAAACUAGACCAUGGCUCCUGGAGCGAGUGGAGCAACAAUACCCAUGUGAAAAUCCCUAACUAUCUUCCAAAUGAGGUACCAUUUUGGAUAUUGGUUUCUAUCCUCUCUGCAAUUCCAUUUAUAACAGCAGUGUGUAUCUUGGUAGCGAAGAGGAAAUCUGUGAAGCUGUGUGUUCUGCCCCCUGUUCCCGGUCCAAAGAUAAGAGGAGUUGAUGCUCAACUUCUCAAGAAUGGGGGACCAGAAGACAUUGACAAUGCACUGAUCGUCAAUCAGAGAUUUCCUCCUAUGGUGGCCUGGAAAGACCAGAGUGAAGAGUACCUAAUUGUGACUGAAAAUGAUGAUGGCCUUCCCACCAAUUCUCAAAAAAGGAAGAAAAGCUUGAUUAUUCCUUCUGCCUUCCACUUAAACUUGGAAAUCCAUUGUAAGGAGUCAACCCCCAGCCAAAAUGACUGGGAGAAGUCAGAGGAAAGAAAUAAUGAACUAGAUACCCCAAUCACACCCUUUACAAACAGCAGUUAUGUGGAUAUUCAGAGACAUGGGGAAAACAUACAGGGGGUGGAUGUGAAACAGGUGGACUACAGCACCGUAAAAGAGGUCAACGGUGAAAAUGUUCUCAUCUUUAAAAAAGAAAACGUCCCAUUUAGGAGCUCUGGCUACAUGGAUGUUCAGGAACAGGAACACAUACCAAAGGACUACAGCAGGGUGAAAAAGGUGGAAAGUGACAAUUUGGUCAUCCUGCAGAAACAAAAGGGAUACCACUGCACAGACUGUCCCCUUCAGAAUCCAAUAAAACCUCAUGUGUGCACAGAACUUAUUGAUAGUGGAUAUGUAGAUACCACACCUGCACCACCUUCAAUGUAGAGUUUUACUUCUUACGCUGUCCUUUUGGUGUCCAGUGGAGAGCAGUUCUUGUGAUAUUAAGAUAAAUGACAUUUGAUACAGACUUUUAUAUGCUCCACAGGAUGAAUCUUCAUAACUUGUAAUAAUGAGGUUCACAUUUUUUGUUUUGAGUUAAAUACUUUGACAUCUUGUACUAAAUAUAUUGUUGUGACAUUUGUUACAUAUAUUUAAUAGUCCCUAGACUUUCAUCUAGCACCAUCAUCACGUCAGAAUUACAAUCUGUCCAAUACCAAAAUAAG
Molecule: messenger RNA, 2136 nt
Organism: Etheostoma cragini (Arkansas darter)
Lineage: Eukaryota; Metazoa; Chordata; Actinopteri; Perciformes; Percidae
Gene: prlrb
Product: prolactin receptor b
Exons: 9
Coding region: 308-1858 (516 amino acids)
Biological process (GO): cytokine-mediated signaling pathway
Cellular component (GO): external side of plasma membrane
Molecular function (GO): cytokine receptor activity; protein binding
Source: RefSeq, a predicted model, not a curated record